CCAAACUAGUAAAGGAUAAAUGAAAGUUUCCAGGUUCACCAACCUAGACGUUUGUCUCCUCUCCUGUCCAUAGAUUCAUACAUACAAGACCACUCCACAAGACCUCAUCCUUCCACAAUGGAUUCUUCAUCUUCAGUAAAAAUCGUCUCGAAAUGCUUCGUGAAACCCAAAACCAUACCAGAAGAAUCAAAGCAACCAUACUAUUUAUCUCCAUGGGACUACGCAAUGCUCUCUGUUCAAUACAUCCAAAAAGGUCUUCUCUUUCACAAGCCAUCACUUGACUCCAUUGACACUUUGCUUGAGAAGCUAAGAGAGUCUCUGGCUGUCACACUAGUCCAUUUCUACCCUCUCGCGGGUCGUCUCUCGUCGUUGACAACCGAAAAUCCGAAAUCUUACUCUGUUUUUGUUGAUUGUAACGAUAGCCCUGGCGCAGGGUUUAUCUACGCGACCUCAGAUUUAUGUGUAGCGGACAUUGUCGGUGCAAAGUAUGUUCCUUCGAUUGUUCAUUCUUUCUUUGACCAUCACAGAGUUGUGAAUCAUGAUGGUCACACCCUGAGCCUCUUAUCAGUCCAGGUGACAGAAUUGGUAGAUGGAAUUUUCAUAGGACUGUCUAUGAACCAUGUGAUGGAGACGGUACUGAAUUGGUAGAUGGAAUUUCAUAGGACUGUCUAUGAACCAUGUGAUGGGAGACGGUACUGCCUUCUGGAAGUCUUUACCGCUUGGUCCGAAAUCUUCCAAGGACAAGAGAGCAACAAAAACGAUGACUUGUGUCUUAAGAAUCCACCGGUCUUAAAGCGUUACAUCCCUGAAGGAUACGGUCCUCUCUUCAGCCUUCCCUAUAGUCAUGCUGAUGAAUUUAUCAGAACCUACGAAUCUCCAGUUCUCAAGGAAAGAAUGUUCUGUUUCUCAUCAGAAACCAUAAGAUUGCUUAAAGCAAAGGUCAACCAAAUAUGCGGAACUACCUCCAUUUCAUCUUUCCAGUCGCUAACCGCGGUUAUAUGGAGAUGCAUAACAAGGGCACGGAGAUUACCCCUCGACCGAGAAACAAGUUGUAGAAUUGCUGCUGACAACAGAGGAAGAAUGUAUCCACCGCUUCACAAGGAGUACUUUGGAAACUGCCUCUCUUCUUUGAGAACGGCUGCAAAAGCUGGUGAGCUGAUGGAGAAUGAUCUUGGAUUUGCUGCUUUGAAAGUGCAUCAAGCGGUAGCUGAACAUACUAGUGAAAAAGUAUCUCAAAUGAUUGAUCAAUGGUUAAAGUCCCCUUUCAUUUACCAUAUUGAUCGGCUUUUUGAACCGAUGAGCGUUGUGAUGGGAAGCUCACCGAGGUUUAACAAGUAUGGUUGUGAAUUUGGGAUGGGAAAAGGAGUGACACUUAGAAGUGGCUACGCGCAUAAGUUUGAUGGAAAAGUAUCUGCUUACCCGGGAAGAGAAGGAGGGGGAAGUAUAGAUUUGGAGGUAUGUCUUGUUCCCGAGUUUAUGGAAGCUUUGGAAUUAGAUGAAGAGUUUAUGUCACUUGUUUCUCUUUAAAAAAUUACCAAUUUCUUCCAUGUUUCUCAACAUUUUAUAUGUGUCUUUCAUUUGCUAUUCUCCUCAAUUUGUUUAUCAACAUUUUUAUUUUACCUUAAGCCUUUUUAUUGUUCAUUGAUAAAUUCUAGAGAUUGCGGCGCAAAAAUUGGCAAUAAUGCGUUUUUGCUUGA
Arabidopsis lyrata subsp. lyrata is the source of this 1697-nucleotide messenger RNA. RefSeq lists its product as uncharacterized. The record is from RefSeq and is a predicted model, not a curated record. NCBI's taxonomy places the organism in Eukaryota, Viridiplantae, Streptophyta, Magnoliopsida, Brassicales, Brassicaceae. The transcript is spliced from 2 exons.